UCCUCUAGCUUCCCCUCCUUGCACCGCCUCUGCUGCCUCAUUUCCUGCAGCUCAGGCAGAGGAGGAAGGUUUGCCGCAAGCCUGUCACUGCUGCCCUCCCGCCCGGCCCUGCCAAAUUGCAUCCUGCCCUUCGAGAUGCCGGCUUACCAUUCAACUUUAAUGGACUCUGAUACCAAGUUAAUUGGGAACAUGGCACUGUUACCCAUCAGAAGCCAGUUCAAAGGCCCAGCACCUCGGGAAACUAAGGACACAGAUAUUAUAGAUGAAGCCAUCUACUACUUCAAAGCUAAUGUUUUCUUCAAAAAUUAUGAAAUUAAGAAUGAGGCUGACAGAACAUUGAUCUACAUAACUCUGUACAUUUCUGAGUGCUUGAAAAAGCUGCAAAAGUGUAACUCCAAAGGCCAAGGAGAGAAAGAAAUGUACACAUUAGGAAUCACUAACUUCCCAAUCCCUGGGGAGCCUGGCUUUCCACUUAAUGCCAUCUAUGCCAAACCUGCCAACAAGCAGGAGGAAGAGGUGAUGAGGGCCUAUUUGCAGCAGCUGAGACAAGAAACUGGUCUUCGGCUUUGUGAAAAAGUAUUUGAUCCUCAAAGUGACAAGCCUAGUAAGUGGUGGAUCUGCUUUGUGAAGAGACAGUUCAUGAACAAGAGUCUGUCAGGUCCGGGGCAGUGAAGAAGCAAAGCAGCAACAACGUUAGGCAUUUCCACAAGGUGUAUAAAGUAUUUUGCCUUUAUUUCAGAUACAUUUUGUACCAUGGAAAAAUUGAGUGCUUAUGAAGAAAAAAUAUCAGUGAGGAAAGAGGGAGGUGGAACAAAAAGAUCAUUUGAGUACUGUAAACAAGUAUUAUUAAGCUGGUGCUUAAUAAAUGAUUCCUAAUAUGCUGUUUCA
Dromaius novaehollandiae (emu) is the source of this 888-nucleotide messenger RNA. RefSeq names its product actin related protein 2/3 complex subunit 3 (gene ARPC3). Lineage: Eukaryota; Metazoa; Chordata; Aves; Casuariiformes; Dromaiidae. The coding region runs from base 136 to 672 and encodes 178 amino acids. Gene Ontology annotation, molecular function: actin filament binding. Gene Ontology annotation, biological process: Arp2/3 complex-mediated actin nucleation; regulation of actin filament polymerization. Gene Ontology annotation, cellular component: cytoskeleton; Arp2/3 protein complex. The transcript has 7 exons. The record is from RefSeq and is a predicted model, not a curated record.